GAGAAAGGCUGUGCUUCUCUGGUAUCAGCUCUGAAGUCAAACCCCACACACCUGAGAGAGCUGGAUCUGAGUAACAAUGAUCUGAAGGAUUCAGGAGUGAAGCUGCUCUCUGCUGGACUGGGGAAUCACCAAUGUAAACUGGAGAUUCUGAGGCUGUCAGGCUGUCUAGUCACAGAGGAAGGCUGUGCUUCUCUGGUCUCAGCUCUGAAGUCAAACCCCUCACACCUGAGAGAGCUGGACCUGAGCUACAAUCACCCAGGAGACUCAGGAGUCAUACUGCUCUCUGCUGGACUGGAGGAUCCACACUGGAGACUGGAGAAACUCAAUGUGGAAUAUGGUGGAGAGUACACAAUGAAACCUGGGCUUAGAAAAUAUGCCUGUGAUCUCACACUGGACCCAAACACAGCACACAAACACCUCUCUCUGUCUGAGGAAAACACAAAGGUGACAUGGAGGAUAGAGAAGCAGCUGUAUCCUGAUCACCCAGAGAGAUUUGACUACUGGAGCCAGGUGCUGUGUAGAGAGGGUCUGACUGGGCGCUGUUACUGGGAGGUAGAGUGGAGUGGGAGAGAAGCUAAUUUAGGAGUGACAUAUAAAGGAAUCAACAGGAGAGGAAGGGUUAAGGACUGUGGGCUUGGAUCCAAUGACAAGUCCUGGAGUCUGUUCUGCUCUGACAACAGUUACUCUGCCUGUCACAAUAAUAAUCCCACUACCAUAGACGUCCCCUCCUCCAGCUCCCACAAAGUAGGAGUGUAUCUGGACUGGCCAGCCGGCACUCUGUCCUUCUACAGAGUCUCCUCUGACACACUGACCCACCUGCACACUUUCCACACCACAUUCACCGAGCCCCUCUAUGCAGGGUUUAAUGUUUGGGAUGACUCUUCAGUGUCCCUGUGUCAAACACAACAUGAUGUUUCACUCUAACCAUGUGUUUUAUGUUUGAUCAGAAUAUGAUGUUUAAAUACGUGGAAUAACACAUCAGUUUGGACCAGUUUCUUCCUGUAAAUAAUAACCAUGGUAACUUUGUGUCUGUCUCUUUCCGUGAUCCUGAACCCUGGGAGAACGGUUCAGAG
Molecule: messenger RNA, 1073 nt
Organism: Salvelinus fontinalis (brook trout)
Lineage: Eukaryota; Metazoa; Chordata; Actinopteri; Salmoniformes; Salmonidae
Product: stonustoxin subunit beta-like
Exons: 4
Molecular function (GO): protein binding
Source: RefSeq, a predicted model, not a curated record